Dryobates pubescens (Downy woodpecker) is the source of this 1191-nucleotide messenger RNA. It is a transcript of the gene SURF6, whose product is annotated as surfeit 6. Gene Ontology annotation, cellular component: nucleolus. Gene Ontology annotation, biological process: ribosomal small subunit biogenesis; ribosomal large subunit biogenesis. The coding region runs from base 47 to 1120 and encodes 357 amino acids. Gene Ontology annotation, molecular function: DNA binding; RNA binding. Lineage: Eukaryota; Metazoa; Chordata; Aves; Piciformes; Picidae. The transcript is spliced from 4 exons. The record is from RefSeq and is a predicted model, not a curated record.
GCCGCCGCGGCCUGCCCGCGCUGAGAGAGCCGAGCCCGGGGCGGAGAUGGCCAGCCUGGCCGCACAGGACUCCUACCUGCAGGGCUUGGCGAGGAGGGUGUGCGCGCAGCAGCCCCCGGAGUCGCGGAAGAGGAAAUUCGCAUCUAAGCCAGGCCAGCCCAAGGAUGCUGCUGGCCAGCCCAAGAAAAAGAAGAGAAAGAAACCCCAGAAGCAAGCUGAGAAGGCAAACGCUCCUUCAGGCAAAGAGGUGGUCUCCAAAACCAAUAAACCUACCCCAGGACAGAAAACAGCUCCUCAGGCCAGCAAAUCAUCUCCACAGGCUGUUAAGCAGAGCAGAGAUGAGAGUUUGGAGACAGGGAGCAAAAGUCAGCUGGGUUCCUCUUCUUUUUCUGCAAUCAAUCUCCUGCGUCAGAGGCUCCAUGAGAAGAUUAAAAAGGCUUCUGGACAGGACAAUGCCAAAGAGCUGCCUGCUGCAGUCCUGGAGAAGAGGCAGCGAAGGAAGUACGAGAGAGAGAGGAAGAAGCGCCGAAGGAAGGAGUUGAAGAUGAAGGCAAAAGCGGAGAAGAAAGAACCUGAGGAGGUACCAGCAGAGCCAGAAGACAAAAAGGAGGAGAGCACAGCUGAGGUGGUCUUCAACAAGGUUGAAGUCCAUGCAGAGAAUGAGUUGAACAAGGUGCAGAAGAAGAAAGAGAAGAGGAAAGCAGUGAAAGGCAACAUCACUCCGCUGACCGGCAAGAACUACAAGCAGCUGCUGAGCAGGCUGGAGACCAGGAAGAACAAGCUGGAGGAGCUGAAGGACAAGGACCAGAAGAAAGCUGAGGAGCUGGAGAAGAAGCUGAAGUGGACAAACGUCCUCUACAAGGCGGAAGGGGUGAAGAUCCGUGACAACGAGGAGCGUCUGAAGGAGGCCCUGAGGCGCAAGGAGAAGCGGAAGGCGCAGCGCCAGCGGCAGUGGGAGAAGAGGACGGAGAGGGUGGUGGAAAAGAUGCAGCAGCGGCAGGAGAAGCGGCGCAAGAACAUCCAGAAGAAGAAGAAGGAUCGGAUAGAGAAGAAGAAAGCCAGGGCCAGGAAGAAGGGCAGGGUUCUGCCAGAGGACUUGAAAAAAGCUGGCUUGAACUGAGCGCCUGCAGGGGGUGUCCUCAGCCUGGCCCUGGGAGUUCUGUGUAGGGAAGUCAGUGCUGGACUGGGACG